Chelonoidis abingdonii (Abingdon island giant tortoise) is the source of this 2225-nucleotide messenger RNA. The record is from RefSeq and is a predicted model, not a curated record. Lineage: Eukaryota; Metazoa; Chordata; Testudines; Testudinidae.
CCGCCGCCGCCUCCAUAGCUCCAUUGUGAGCCGGGAGCCCGGGCCGAGCGGCUGCUGCUCCCCAGCAGAGUGUGUGCGGGGAGAGCCCUUCCCUAGCGCCCCUCUGUGCUCAGCCGGGGGGACUUUCUGCGGGGGCUGGAACCAGCCCCUGGGGCAGCCCCGGGCUCUGCCGACACCAGCCCCUGAGCUGGAGCCUGCAGGUGAUGGGAUGAUGAAUGAGAACAAGGAGGAGCAUCCUCAGCAGGAAGGUCCUGAGCAAAUGGAAGCACAAAGAACACUAUCGGGAAGAUCUGAAGGGGAUGUUUUCUGGAGUCCUGAGCAGGGAGAAGCCUGUGGAAAUCAGCACAGGCCAGAAGUGCAGCAGGGAACCUCCUCAGGAGAGAGACAACAGGGUAAAUCCACUGACCAAGGGGUUGGUUUGAAGGACUUUCCUGAAAAGAUGAUCCAGCCAGGAAUCUGCACUAAAGGGAAACCAUAUGAAUGUGCUCAGUGCGGAAAAGUCUUCAGUAAUGAUUCAUCCCUGAUUGUUCAUUGGCGAGUCCACACAGGAGAGAGACCCUAUAACUGUUCGGAGUGUGGGAAAUCCUUCACUCGGAGCUCCACCCUUGUUGUGCAUCAGAGAGUGCACACAGAAGAGAAACCCUAUAAAUGCCCCAACUGCGGGAAAAGCUUUAAGCGGAGCUCAACCCUUAUUUCACACCAGAAAAUCCACACAGGAGAGAGACCUUAUAACUGCCUGGAAUGUGGGAAAAGUUUCAAUCAAGGCUCAAACCUAAUUAAGCAUCAGAGAAUCCACACAGGAGAGAGACCCUAUAACUGCCUUGAGUGUGCGAAAAGUUUCAUUCGGCACUCACACCUCAUUAGACAUCAGAGAAUGCACACUGGAAAGAUGCCAUAUAAUUGUCCUGACUGUGGAAAAAACUUUAGUGAUAGCUCAGCUGUUGUUAGACAUCAGAGGAUCCAUACUGGAGAGAGACCCUAUAAAUGCCUUGAGUGUGGGAAAAGCUUCAAGCAGAGCUCAGACCUCAUGAAUCAUCAGAGAAGCCACACAGGAGAAAAACCCUAUUACUGCCCUGAGUGUGGGAAGGGGUUCAGUCGGAAGGCUCACGUUAUUUCUCACCAGAAAAUGCACAGGCCAGAGAGAUCCUUUAACUGCCUCAAGUGUGGGAAAAACUUCACUAGGAGCUCUGACCUCAUUAGACAUCAGAAAACCCACACUCAAAAGACACCCUCUAAAUGUUCUGUGUGUCGAAAAAGCUUCAAGCAGAGGUCAGAACAUAUUUCACAUCAGAGAGCCCACACAACAAAGAGAAACUAUAAAUGUUCUGUCUGUGGGAAAAGCUACAAGGUGAAGGUCUCUCUAAUGUCCCACCAGAAACUCCACACAGGCUAGCAGGAACUCUCACUAUGGGACAAUGGGUCUGUGCUCUCCUGAAGCAAAGUGUAGGUGUGCUUCAUUGACAGAUGGUCUUUGCAGGGGCAGCAAGUGGAUGACGGGUUUGGGUUUCAGUAGGGGAUAUUUGACAGGGGUAGAAGAGGACAGAACGCUGGAUACCCAGGAGCUGGGUGCUUUCAGGGCCUGGGGUGAGCAGGCUAUUGGGAUUGGUAGAGAGACAUUUCUGUGGGUUACACACAUUUUCCAUUUUAGAGGACAGGUAAAAAUACCCCAUUGCAGUUAUUCUCUGAUUUGUCUCUGCAGCUCCUAGGGCAUCUCGGGGUAGGGACAGGGGAAUGUUAUUCAGGGAAGCAGCAAGGGGCCCUCUGGGGCUGUAGUUACAAGGCAGGAAGAGCUGCUGAUCUGAACUAACAGGAUGUCGGAGCACUGCUCAGGUGUAUUGGACAUCUCUAAAGUCAUGGAUGGUGCGAGUGGCUGGAGAUUGGGGAAUUUAUGGAGAUUACCCAGAGAGAUGGGAACUCUAGGGGAACUCCUUUUGGGAGUGUGGUCUAGCGGUUAGAGGGGAGGGUGGGGAAAAUGAGUUCAGAUUCCUAGGUGUGAGCUGGUGCUGGUCGCUUCCCCUCCUCUCUGUGUGUCCAUUUCUCCCAUCCGUACAAUGGAGAUAAUAGUUGACCAUCUCCCUGGAGAAUUGUGAGGGGCCACUAAUUACUGUGUAUGAAGUUCUUCAGGAGAAUGCAAGUACAGGAGAGGCUGAGCUUCACUAUUAUUGUUAUUACUGUGUACUGCAUUCAUCUGACAAAGUGGGUAUUCACCCAUGAAAGCUCAUGCU